Molecule: messenger RNA, 1437 nt
Organism: Mesorhabditis belari
Lineage: Eukaryota; Metazoa; Nematoda; Chromadorea; Rhabditida; Rhabditidae
Source: the annotation of a GenBank genome assembly
AUGGAGCAAAAUGCACAAACGACAACGAUAACCACGUCAAUCUCAUGGAUACGGCUCAUUUUCUUGUGUUUUGGGGUAUCCCUAGUGACACAGCUAUUCCUCGGUCGUAUCAGUGAUUUCCUUCGUGAUGUCUCUUGUCGUGUCGAUUUUUUGGCGCCCCUUUGCCCGAUUAUUUACGAAGACUCUUCUGUAUCCACUCAACAAACCCAAACCCGGAAAUUUCUCCCGCAAGAACUUCAAGCACGAAUCUCGCACAUCGAGGAUCCUCUCCCGAUCGAACCAUGGACAGAUCAAGAGAAAUGGGGAAUUGUGAGAAGUGACAAAGAAGAAAAGGAGGAAAAGGAAUGCAAAGAACCGGCAAAAGAACAAGAAGCCAUAGCUGCACUGAAUCAAGCGAGAAGUAACAGGAAUAGUGGGAAUCAUAAAAAGGCAGGAGUGAUCAUUGAACACGCACUUGCAUUGCUGCCAUCACAUCCAGAUAUUCUUGUCGAAUACGGUUUACAUUUGGAAACGAAUGAUCGGAUCGUUGAGGCGGACGGGUAUUGCGUGAGGGCACUGCACGUUGAUCCACAAAAUAGUCAAGCCAUUGCUUGUCGUGCUCGAACCGAAUCCAUCGUGGCGGAAAUCGACGAGAAAAUGCUUCGGGAUAUUCGACGCAAAAAGGAUAAUUUCAUGGAUUUACCCCGAAAUUCAGCGCUGAAACGAGCAAUGAGAGAGAGCUAUUUCUCUCAUAUCUAUCACACGGUGGCUAUUGAGGGAAAUACACUGACACUCGGGGAAACAAGAUCAAUUCUGGAAUCAGGAAUGCCGGUGCCAGGGAAAAGUCUCCGUGAACACAACGAAGUAUUGGGAAUGGACUCGGCGUUGCGAUUUCUCAAUCGAUCGCUCAUUCAUUUAGCUGAUAUUACGCUUGAGGAUGUUCUGGAGAUGCAUCGCCGUGUUUUGGGUCAUGCACAACCGAUAGAUGCCGGUCGAUUGAGGGAUACACAAGUGUAUGUCGGAAGAUUCACGCCAGUCGCUCCAAAAUACGUGAAAGAGCAAAUGUUAGAAUUGAUCGAUUGGCUAAACGAUCCAUCAACAAAUGCUAUUGAUCCAGUGCAACGAGCAGCUAUAGCACACUAUAAGCUGGUUGUCGUUCAUCCAUUCAUUGAUGGCAAUGGUCGAACAGCUCGUUUACUUCUAAAUCUCGUGCUCAUGAAAGCCGGCUUUCCGCCUGUAAUUCUUCCCGUAUCCACUCGAGCUGAAUACUAUGCAACAUUAAAUACAGCGAAUCUCGGUGAUCUUCGUCCUUUUGUGAGAUAUGUGGCACAUCAUGUUGACAGAACAUUACAGACCUACAUUAACUUGGUUUCCACAUGUGCUGAUGAAAAGUGCUCGGUGCCGGAUGAAAUUUUAGAUGAGGAAUCUCCACUCAUAAAGAGCCUUCACCAAUCUGUU